This is a messenger RNA of Macroventuria anomochaeta, 1618 nucleotides long. Its product is annotated as ZIP zinc transporter-like protein. Gene Ontology annotation, molecular function: zinc ion transmembrane transporter activity. Bases 55 to 1290 code for a protein of 411 amino acids. The transcript has 3 exons. Gene Ontology annotation, biological process: intracellular zinc ion homeostasis; zinc ion transmembrane transport. Gene Ontology annotation, cellular component: membrane. The record is from RefSeq and is a predicted model, not a curated record. Lineage: Eukaryota; Fungi; Ascomycota; Dothideomycetes; Pleosporales; Didymellaceae.
CAGGCCUCUCAAACCAACAACUGUCCGGGUCAAGCUAGUGGGUACGCGUCCAUCAUGGUGUCGCGUCGCAAUCAAACACUAUUCUCGUUAUCGAUAUUCCUCGGCGUGCUCGCAUGGAAUGUUGCUGCAGCUGCUGUCAAGGGCGAAACCGGAGGUGUGCCAGUGGGGCAGUUAAGUGUACAUGAGAUUGAGGAGCAGUUGCAGGAAUGCCCACUCGUGAAGGCUCUCAACGAGCACAAGGUUGCUUCCAACCCUACCACGUCAUCGUUGAGCUCUCAGAUCUUCGCCGUGCUCUUCCCUGGCAGCCCAGCUGUCAACGCCCUUCUCGCUACACUCUACAUUUCUGGACCCCCGAACUUCCUCCUAGCACUAUGCCCACCCAACAUCGACACCUCCUCGCUCUCUGUCAUGGUGGCAUUUGCUGUCGGUGGACUGCUUGGUGAUACACUAUUCCAUCUUCUGCCUGAGAUCUUCCUUGGCGAGGAUGAGCUUGAUAACGUCAAGUUCGUUAUGGUCGAGCCAAACAAGAAUCUGCUGCUGGGUGUGGCUAUCCUGGUGGGCUUUGUCACCUUUGUGGCUAUGGACAAGGCUCUGAGAAUCGCGACUGGCGGCGAAGGUGGUCACGAUCACUCCCACGGACACUCCCACGAGAGGGUCGAAGCUACAGCCAAGUCAACUGGUAUCGAGACAAACGGUUCGAAGGACGGUGUGCGUGCUCGUAAGCCCGCUGCGAACGACGUGGCCGUUGCGACCGAGAAGGAGAAAGAGAUCAAUGCCAGCGUCCAGCUUGGCGGUUAUCUUAACCUCAUCGCCGACUUCACCCAUAACAUUACCGACGGCCUUGCCCUCAGUUCAUCCUUCUAUGCAUCUCCUACCAUUGGCGCGACCACCACUGUCGCGGUGUUCUUCCAUGAGAUCCCUCACGAAGUGGGUGACUUCGCUCUGCUCAUUCAAUCAGGCUUCAGCAAGCGGGCGGCAAUGGGCGCACAAUUCAUAACGGCUGCGGGCGCCUUCCUUGGAACGUGCAUUGGCAUCGCGGUACAAGAGUUUGGUGGCAGCUCGGCCACAGCGGAGGUCCAUGGGGCCGGUCUUUGGGGAACCAGCCUGCAGUGGGGAGAUAUGCUGCUUCCGUUCACAGCAGGCACGUUCUUGUACGUUGGUACAGUCGCUGUUAUUCCCGAGCUGCUUGAGACAGGACCGAACAAGAGCGAAGAGCUCAAGAAGACACUCAUGCAAUUCGCCGCUAUGUUCACAGGUGCGGGUAUCAUGCUUGCGAUCUCUUGGUCUUGAAUUGUGCCCAUCAGCGCAUGUUGGCAUCUCAUGCCCUCUUGGCUUCACUCUCGGUGCCAUGUGUAUCUCAUGGCGCAACUACUACCACAUCGCCGUUUCCUGGUGAACAAAAGCAUUUGCAUUGCGAGACCGGAGUAGUUUAGACUUAGACUGAGUCGGCAUUGUGGGCACUGGCGCCUGCUACACACGGACGCCUCAUCAAAUACAACUUCAAAGCCGCAUCAUCACGAUGCGUACACACAAUCACAGCUUACAUUGUACGAAACACUUUCUGGAUGUGGCUGGGCCUUCGUCCGUUUCAGCUUGAACCCCUGCUCUACUGCGCAAA